AUGUCGCGCAGGCUCGAGGAGGCUACCGAGGAGGCUCUAUUGACGGGCGGUCGUGCCGGUCGCCGAGCUGUGGAAGACGCUGGUUUCUCUGAAGAGCUGAGGGAGAGGCUGCUCGACAAGGUCCAGACAGCACAGUUCCGAUCCAAAUACGCCUCUGCCUUUGCUGAGGCUUCGAUGCCCACCGCAGCAGGUGAUGGCACAAGGUCAAUGGCCACCGCACAGCCCUGGACGGGCGAAGAGUCGCAGUCGGAUACCGUCCUCCGAAUGCUCGAUGAUGCGAGGAAACCCCUUAAGCCCGAGAUGCGGGGCAAGUUCCAGAUACCACCCGUCGAUAUGCGGAUACGAAAAGAGCCCAAGAUGCACCCUGGCCAGCGCGCUGCCAACGCCCGUGAGCGAGCAUCGACGUACACUGGGAUGGGAUUGAAGGAGGGAAACGGACUGAGUCAAAAGGAACGUGAGGAGAUGAGGCAGGAGUUCCGCGACAGGUUUGCAGCGGCUGCUCGAGCGGUACCGAAUACCAUAUCCGGGCUCGAGUCGCUAGCGAACGAAAGGAUCGAGGACGCCAUCGCCCGUGGGCAGUUCAAGAAUAUACCGCGUGGCAAGGGGAUCGAGCGAGAUACGAGGGCAGAUAACCCGUUCAUCGACACGACGGAGUACAUAAUGAACAAGAUGAUCAAGAGGCAGGAGAUAGUACCCCCAUGGAUCGAGAAGCAGCAAGAACUGGCAAAGGCCGCCGGGGUAUUCAGGGCAAGGAUGCGCAAUGAUUGGAGGAGGCACGUGGCGAGAAUGAUCUCUUCGAGGGGCGGAAGCUUGGAGGAGCAAAUGCUGCGGGCAGAGGACUACGCCCGAGCAGAGGCGAGGCAUAACCCGCGCAAGAAGAAUAGCGACAGCAUCUCAGUGUCCACCAGUACCACCGAUGAUCCGGUGAUGGUGAAGAUGCGCCAGCAAGCAGCGGAAGCCACCGACGCGCAAAAAGUCGCCUCAGAUUUGGCUCCGAAGGAGUCUGCGAGGCCACCCGUACAGCCUUUCCGCGAUUCGGACUGGUUAGCAACCGAACGCUCGUACAUGACCCUUGCUGUCGAGAAUCUCAACGCCAUCACACGGUCGUACAACCUUAUGGCACCAGAACUGGCCAAGAAGCCGUACUUUUCUCUCGAGCGUGAGCUCGCCGCGUGCUACGCCGAUGUUGCGCCACUCGUGGCGGAAACUAUCAGGGAGAGAGCGACAAGACCGGCAAAGUCGCUCUUCGACUCGGCAGGGGGAGGCACGAAGACGGUGUUUGACCGCUUUGCCAAGGAGGGCACGACGGCUAAGAUCUACGACUCGAGGGCUCCUCAUUAUGGCUUCAAGGAGAUGUGGAGAGACCUCUGGAGUUGA
Messenger RNA from Colletotrichum spaethianum, 1377 nucleotides. RefSeq lists its product as uncharacterized. NCBI's taxonomy places the organism in Eukaryota, Fungi, Ascomycota, Sordariomycetes, Glomerellales, Glomerellaceae. The transcript has a single exon. The coding region runs from base 1 to 1377 and encodes 458 amino acids. The record is from RefSeq and is a predicted model, not a curated record.